This is a messenger RNA of Caenorhabditis elegans, 957 nucleotides long. NCBI's taxonomy places the organism in Eukaryota, Metazoa, Nematoda, Chromadorea, Rhabditida, Rhabditidae. The record is from the annotation of a RefSeq genome assembly.
AUGUAUAAUUCCACAACUAUAUCAUUCAAAUGCGGUAGCAACUACAAUUUGAUAUCUCAGCUUUUAAUAUAUUUUGUGAAUGCCUCCUAUCUUGGAGUUGGAGUUUUCCUACAUAUCUUGAUAUUAAGAGUUUUAUUAUUCAAAGAAAGGCAGAUAUUCCGCAAUAACUCGUUUUUUCAAAUAUAUGUGAUGGAUUCGAUUGCAAGCACAUUUCUUCUUCUAACUGAUAUGUUUUUCGUUCGAUUAUUCAUGUAUGUACCUCCCCUUUGUGCUAUAAUUAGUCCUUUUUUCUGGGAUCCUUCCAUAACAACAAAGUUUGUGUACGUUUCUAUGAGUCAUGCAAGAUUUUCAAAAUCAAAUAAUUUAAUUAUAUUUAAACAUAAUUUAAACUUAUGGUUGAUUCCGAUUGCCAGAAUAUUAGUUGUUAUGUUACCUUUUAUUGGUACUUGGAAUGUCAUAAUCUCAAGAGUUUUUGUUUUCCCGUCUGAUGGUGGAUUUGCGAUGAAUUAUAUCAGAAAUGUAGAAUGGGCAGUUUUAUCUCUUUUCCAAUCAAUUUUCAUAUUUACUGCAUUAGGAUUUACGAUAGUUUGUACAUCAAUCACUUUAUAUGGAUUAUUUGUUCUACCAGACAGGAUAAAAUCCGCCGAAAAAACUCUUUGCUUUACAAGUUUAUUUGUAUCGUUAUGCUUUCUAUUAGUUGGAGUCCUACAGAUUGCCUUUGUGGCAUGUUCUGUAUGUCGUACUGAUUUUAAUAUUCUUUAUUAUAUGUAUUUGAUGAGUUUUUGGACGUUUGAGGCGUUUAAUGUUGGAACUGCACUGGUGAUGCUUCUUACUAAUAAGCAUAUACGAUCACUUGUUUUCUGUUGGAAGUCCAAGAAAAAAUUGAUAAUAACUUUUGAUCUUAAAUUUGUGACGAAAUCUUUACGCUUUUUUUCGUUAUUAUCAAUUUUUUUUUGA